Molecule: messenger RNA, 3671 nt
Organism: Misgurnus anguillicaudatus (oriental weatherfish)
Lineage: Eukaryota; Metazoa; Chordata; Actinopteri; Cypriniformes; Cobitidae
Product: TLR adapter interacting with SLC15A4 on the lysosome
Biological process (GO): regulation of toll-like receptor signaling pathway
Source: RefSeq, a predicted model, not a curated record
ACUUACUACCUUAAGACAGUUGGCUGAUCUUGUCCAUGGUGCUGAACUCCUCUAUUGAGAUAACCUGGUUAAAGACAGCCUAUUAUAAGAGAUGAUCAUUUCGUAUCCGUAAAAAAGAAGUCAUGGUAGGUUUCUGAGUCAGUCAUGGCAACGGCAGGCUUGUAAUCCUAUGCCAAAAAUGAAUAAUUAACCAACCUAGACAUAUUAAACUACACACAUUUAAGUAAUGAUUGUAGUUACAAUGCAAAAAUAAUUUGAAUGCAAUUUUAUUUGUAUCUUUUUGACUUUGAAGGUUUUUUGUGUGUAUAUCUUCCUGAAACUUUAACUUUUUCGAGUAGGUGAAAGAUGACAAUUUGCUAUUUAUUGUUUGCCAAAAUACUUUAGUCACAGAUAAAAAACAAAAAUUUAAGACUGAGAACAAGUAUAGCCAAAUCAUGUGUUCAUAUUUAACAAAUGAGUCUGAUGCUACUGGGACAGUUAAAGUUUCUAGUGGGGUAUUGGGUGGACUCUGGGAGGUACGUGGUCUCCAGUCUCAACAAAAGCAGAAGUACACAAAUACAUUUAUUUCUUAUUUUUUCUUCUGUAGAUUACUUAUCAUUUAAAACUAAUAAUAAUCUAGCAUAAUUUUCCACCUUCCCCAAUUUUAUCUCUUAGUCAUUACAUUACAUUAUGCAUUUGGCAGACGAUUUUAUCCAGUGACUUAAAGUGCAUUUAAAGUAUGCAUUGUUUCCACAAUGUGUAUUCCCUGGUAACUGUUCUAACCAAUAAGAAUCAAAUUUCGUUUUUCUUUUUUCAGAGUGGCUUUGAAAUCUGAUAAUUUGGAGCCUGCAGGUGCAAAUAGCAUAUUAAAGGAAAUGUAUAACAUACAGAAACUGUCUGUAGUGAAACUGCAAAAUAUAUUCUUCCUUUUACAAGGCAAACAGCUGUGAAAUAGAGAAAUGAAGAGAAACUGAGAAAUACGAAUAGUGACUAAAUGCCCGAAACAUAUUGUUUUUCUUUAAUAGUUAUAUUUUUAUUCAGCAUUGUUAUUAGUAUUUAUGUAUGUAUAUUCCUGUUUAUUUUGUUAUUGCAAAAUCUCUAUGUAUGUUACUUUCCAGUUCUUUUAUAAUUACAUCAUCUUUUUAAGGACCAUUUUCAUGUAAGCUGGAAAGACAUGUCUGGUUUCAUACACCUGUCAUCAAUUAUAUUCCUUGACUAAAUGUCCUAUAGGCCUUGAAAUACUAUUUAAAUACAUUACAAUUUUUAUUUGAGGACUAUAACAUUUGCAAUAAUAUACCAAACAUUCUAUUCUUAUAUUUAAAAAUGUAAUCCUUUAAAGCGGCCAUGGCAUGAACAUCUGACUUUUUCCAUGUUUAAGUGCUAUAAUUGGGUCCCCAGUGCUUCUAUCAACCUAGAAAAUGUGAAAAAGAUCAACCCAGUAACUUAGUUUUGGUAAACCAUUCUCUACAAGCGCAUGAAAAAAUAGGUCGUUGAAAUUUGGCUCUCCUUAUGAUGUCAUAAGGAGCUCUUAUUAUAAUAAUACCACCCCUUAAUCCGCACGAUUCAACCACAGCACUGCCAUUUAGUGCAGAGAAAAGCACAAUUGAGUUUUAAUUGCAUCAAACCACCAUCAUUGCACACACAUUUUUGCAUACACCUACAAAGUGGCAAUUUUAACAUGCUAUAAUACAUUAUUUAUAUGGUAUUUUCAGCUAAAACUUCACAUAUGUGCUCUAGGGGCACCAAAGAUUUAUUUGACAUCUUAAAAAAGUCUUGUGCCAUUGCGCCUUUAAUAACAUAAAGUUGCUUGAGACAAUAAUACAUGGUAAAAUAGCACUAUAUAAAUACGUGAUAUUUAAAUACUUCCAUUAGGGAAACUACCCAUAACUACAUGCUUGCUUAGAAAGAAAACCAAGGGGAAAUAAGAGAAGGUGGUGUGUGCUCCCGUGAGAUGGAAGUAAUGUGGGUAUUUUCCAAUGGUCACACAGGUGUCACACAGAGUCUUGCGGGUUAUGCAUGAUAAUAAUAAAUAGUACAAUAAAACUGUUUUAAACUGUGCAACUGCCUGUAUCUAUUAUGAGGACUACUACAAGCUUGUAUUACUGCAAGAUGCAACAAUUAAGAAUUGUUUACUCAAAAAUUCACAAAUAAAACUUACACAGAAAAUCUCAUUGUACUUAAUGCUUUCACUUCCUCCUUCACUAAAGCAUAAAAGUGAGGAGCAGUUUUCACUUCUAAUGAAACAAAACUACUAACAGGAGUGAAUGCAUGGGAGCUGCAGACAUAACUGCACAAAACAAGAGGUGAAGCCUUGCUAAGCGUCCAAAGAUUCUUCAGUAAAAAGAAAGAUGCUGUGUGAAAGUAAGCUGUGGUGUUUGACGUUCGAGUCUCAAUCUGAAUGUGCAAGUCCUCCAUCAUCUUGCACAGUUCCACCAUCAUCACCUCCACUAAGUAAUCACCUCUCGGCCCAAAUCCUAAUCCACACAUCUGUAGAUCGACAUGCCGAAACAACCUCGACCAAGUCGCAGCAAAGCAAUGUCCAUUCGUCCUCCAUAGACCCAUCUGCAGUAAGGCAGCUCUCUCCAGGUAUGGAUAUCCCCAGGCAGACAGAUUCACCAGAAACGGAGGCGUUUCUGGUGCCUUCCAGCUGCCACAGCAUCUGCCAACACUACAGUGAUCUACACAUUGCUGGUGGCCAAGUGAUGCCUCUCAGCCCUGGUGCAAGUGACGUACAAGGAGACCACAGUCAGGACCCCCAAACUGGUCCUUUCCUUCUUUCUGGAGAUGUUCCUACACCAUCCCUGCUCCCUCCGUUGGUCCAUAAAUACAGAAAUUCAAGGCGCUGGAGGGACGAGAGUGCCCGUGAACGUUCCUCUCUUAUGCAGCUCGGUCGCCCGCUUUCUAAUUCACAGCUUAAUAGCUACCUGGAACAGCAGCUCCUGGAGCUGUACAGGCAGUACCUGACCGAGGGACCCGCAGGGAUGAGGCCGGUUAUGGCCUCUGAGCUUCUGCAGACCAGCCUGGACCAGAUGACCCUUCAACUGAGCCGAGAGCAGAACAUGGAGACAGCACGGGCCAAAGACAUGUUGCUCAGCUGCCUGCUGAAAGUCACCAGCAGUUACCAGUCCAGUGAGAUCAGCACACCUUUACUGCAGAUCUCUACUGAGACCAAGUGAGAUAGAUUAAGGCAGAUUUUAAAGAGAAGAUAGUUUGGUAAAGAAAGAAAUGUUGUAGCAUAUUUUUCAUCAGUGUUGUAUCUUAAAACAAGCAGAAAUUUCAGUAAAUCUGUGAAGUAGUAACAAUUGUGACUUUGGAGUACUGACCAGAGUCAGAUUUUUUAUAACAUUGUAAAUACCAAAUGAAUAAUCUAGUUCUCACCUGCAAGAAUAAAACCUCUUCAGCCUUUAUCUCCUAGUCAAAUUACUCAAAACUUUUCCUAAAUUCACCUCUUUGUUCAUUUGGCCAGAACUUAAAACAAAAGACAUUUAUUACCAAAUUCCAAUAAAAUAUAAAAAAAAUUCCAAACUUGGUUCCACUUUAUCCUGUUCCCCAUAUCUUAUUUACAGAUAGCCUGAAAUCAUGGUGUGCUGCUAUAUUUUGAAUUAACUACUAAUUUGAUUAAGACUAAUAAAGUUCACCCAAAAAUUAAAAUUCUUCAUUUACUCACUCUCAUGUUAUUCUAAUCCUGUAUU